Messenger RNA from Arabidopsis arenosa, 2693 nucleotides. Lineage: Eukaryota; Viridiplantae; Streptophyta; Magnoliopsida; Brassicales; Brassicaceae. The record is from the annotation of a GenBank genome assembly.
AACUCACGCCUUCUCUUCUUCAUUUUCCGUCUUCUCCGCUAGGUUUCCGUCUCUGUUUUUUCUUGCAUUUCCCCGUGAAAUACUUCACAUUCUCUCCUUUUCCUCUUUUUAUUUCCUCACCACCUCAAAUUCCAUAAACAAAUCCAGCUCUGCAUGGUUGGGAGAAUCUUUUAGAGAAUUUUCGUUGUUGUUGGGUUCAGAUUUGGAAAAUUUCCAUUUUUUUUUAGUUUCUUCUGAAUUAUUCAUCGUGGAGAUUCUCGGAUCGGGAAGGGCUGCGAGAGGUGGUUUUCACGGCGGGGAUAGAUUCAUCUUCUGCCUUCUCCUGAGGGGGUAGCCGAGGCUCCGGCCUCGGCGGUUUUUAAACCCCUACCUUCACAAAUUCUGGGAAAAAAAGCUUCGAUUUUUCAGUUUCUGCUCUGUUUUCGUCUCUCGAAAGUUUUUUUUCUUGUGUUCGAGAAUUUCUUGUAAAGUGAGAUUGUUGAUCGUUUGCUGAUAAGAGGGUGAAGAUAAAGAUGCCUGCUUUAGCUUGCGUUGAUACGUCAUUUGUUCCUCCUGGCUACGCCGGUGAUGUCUUUAUCCCGGCGUCGUCACCAACUUCCGCCGCCGCCGUUGUUGACAGCUCUUGCCGUUGGUCUACCUCUCUCUCAUCGUCUCUCUAUCGAAUCGAUGGAUGGGGAGCUCCUUAUUUCAUAGCCAAUUCAUCUGGUAACAUCUCUGUUCGUCCUCAUGGCUCUGAAACUUUACCUCACCAAGACAUCGAUUUGCUCAAAAUCGUUAAGAAGGUGACGGAUCCGAAAUCCUCCGGUGGUUUGGGAUUACAGCUCCCAUUAAUCGUUCGUUUCCCUGAUGUAUUGAAGAACCGUCUCGAGUGUCUUCAAUCUGCGUUUGAUUUCGCCAUCAAGAGUCAAGGAUAUGAUUCUCAUUACCAAGGUGUUUAUCCGGUGAAAUGUAAUCAAGAUCGAUUCGUUGUUGAAGAUAUUGUCAAGUUUGGAUCUUCGUUUCGAUUUGGAUUAGAAGCUGGUUCUAAACCGGAGAUCCUUCUUGCUAUGAGCUGCUUGUGUAAAGGUAAUCCUGAUGCCUUUCUUGUGUGUAAUGGAUUCAAAGAUGCUGAGUAUAUAUCCUUGGCUCUGCUUGGGAAAAAACUUGCGUUGAAUACUGUGAUUGUGCUUGAGCAAGAAGAAGAGCUUGAUUUGGUUAUUGAUUUGAGCCAGAAGAUGAAUGUGAGGCCAGUGAUUGGGUUAAGGGCUAAGCUGAGGACUAAGCAUUCGGGUCAUUUCGGAUCAACUUCUGGUGAAAAGGGCAAAUUUGGAUUGACUACUACUCAGAUUGUUCGUGUGUUGAGGAAGCUGAGUCAAUCUGGUAUGCUUGAUUGUCUCCAGCUUUUGCAUUUUCAUAUUGGGUCACAGAUUCCGUCGACUUCGUUGCUCUCUGAUGGUGUCGCCGAGGCUGCUCAGCUUUACUGUGAACUUGUGCGUCUUGGUGCACAUAUGAAAGUGAUUGAUAUUGGUGGUGGUUUGGGGAUUGACUACGAUGGGUCUAAGUCUGGAGAAUCGGAUCUCUCUGUUGCUUAUAGUCUCGAGGAGUAUGCUGAAGCUGUUGUAGCUUCUGUUCGGUUUGUUUGUGACAGGAGGUCAGUGAAACAUCCGGUGAUAUGCAGCGAAAGCGGUAGAGCGAUAGUCUCUCAUCAUUCUGUGUUGAUCUUUGAAGCUGUUUCAGCGGUUAAACCAAUGGUGCAUCAAGCGACUCCUGAGGAUAUUCAGUUCCUGCUCGAAGGUAAUGAGGAAGCUCGAGCCAAUUACGAGGAUCUUUAUGCUGCUGUGAUGCGUGGAGACCACGAGAGCUGCCUCCUUUAUGUCGAUCAGCUGAAGCAGAGGUGUGUUGAAGGUUUCAAAGGUGGUGUUUUGAGCAUUGAGCAAUUAGCUUCUGUUGAUGGGUUAUGCGAGUGGGUGUUGAAGGCUAUAGGCGCAUCGGAUCCGGUUCAUACUUACAAUAUCAAUCUAUCGGUUUUCACUUCGAUUCCUGAUCUCUGGGGGAUUGAUCAGCUGUUUCCUAUAGUUCCUAUCCAUAAGCUUGACCAAAGGCCCGGGGUUCGUGGGAUCUUAUCGGAUUUAACAUGCGACAGCGAUGGGAAGAUUGAUAAGUUUAUAGGCGGCGAAUCCAGCUUGCCGUUGCACGAGCUGGACAACAAUGGCGGUGGAGGAAAGUACUUUCUGGGUAUGUUCCUUGGAGGGGCUUACGAGGAGGCUCUCGGUGGAGUCCACAAUCUGUUUGGUGGGCCAAGCGUUGUCCGGGUCUCGCAGAGCGAUGGACCACACAGCUUUGCAGUGACCCGAGCCGUGCCUGGUCAGUCCUCUGCGGAUGUUCUUCGAGCAAUGCAGCAUGAGCCCGAGCUAAUGUUUCAGACCCUAAAGCACCGAGCAGAGGAAAUGAUGCAUACCAAAGGUGGUAGCGAAGGUGAAAAUGAAGAGGAAGAAGAAGAUGUUGAGUUCAACAAUGUCGCGGCUUGCCUCGACCGUUCGUUCCACAACAUGCCGUAUCUUGCGACUGAGCAGGCAUCGCCAAGUAACUCUCUUUCAGCUGCGAUCAGUAACCUCGGAUUUUACUACUGCGACGAAGACGGCUACGAUUACCUCUCUGGAUGAGAAAGGUGGUCGUGGUGUUGUUUGUUGUUGCAAUAUAUUAUCGUAAAAUCG